This is a messenger RNA of Neospora caninum, 1992 nucleotides long. Its product is annotated as GH10224, related. The transcript is spliced from 11 exons. The coding region runs from base 1 to 1992 and encodes 663 amino acids. NCBI's taxonomy places the organism in Eukaryota, Apicomplexa, Conoidasida, Eucoccidiorida, Sarcocystidae. Gene Ontology annotation, molecular function: flavin adenine dinucleotide binding; tRNA dihydrouridine synthase activity. The record is from RefSeq and is a predicted model, not a curated record. Gene Ontology annotation, biological process: tRNA dihydrouridine synthesis. Gene Ontology annotation, cellular component: cytoplasm.
AUGCCGGGAAAUUCAGAGCGAGAGACCAUGACGGAGUCCUCUCCGGAAGGGCGAGACGCCUGUGGGGUUGAACUGCGGAAGGUGGACACGGCCGAGGAAGGAAAUGGCGAGCUCGACACGAGGAAGAGACGCAAAUUCCAGAGUGGAUUCCUUCAGACAGGCUCCGCCGCCGACAGAACCGGUCUUGAGCAGGUUUUGGCAGCCAGUCAGACCAGAAGCCGUAGCGAAGCGAACAACGGAGAAGGAAAGGGACGCGACACAAGGAAAGAGGAGCGUGGACAUCUCGCUCAUUCAGGGGCAACGGGUCCUUCGUCGGUUUCGCCGCCAGGUGUGUCAGCAGACAGCCCGGCUCUCGCUCCGUUCGUCCCUUGCACUUCUUUGCGCAGUUCAUCGAAUGGUUCUUCGCCGGCCGCCUGUUUCUCGGAUCCUGCGUUUCCCGCUCUUCCUCCUUCCACUCUGUCUUCGUCACCUGCGUCCGUCUCUUCGUCACCUGCGUCCGCCUCUUCGUCGCCGGCGUCCGCCUCUUCGUCGCCGGCGUCCGCCUCUUCGUCGCCGGCAUCCGUCUCUUCGUCGCCUUCAUCGCCUCCGGGACGCCUCUCUGCGUCAGAGUCUCAUCCUCUGCCUGCGGUUUGCCCUUCAUCUCGCUCGUCCCUCUCUCGCUCGCCAUCUGCCUGUGCUGUGUCCGGGUCCUCUCCCUCUGGCGCCCGAGCCGGCGCGGCUGACUCGCUGCAACCUGCAGAAGGCGAUGGGCUCGCUGUCUUGGAGCCUCGCGGUUUUUCAGAUCGUUACCGCGGCAAGUGGAUCCUGGCGCCGAUGGUGCGCAUUGGCAUCCUCCCUUUCCGCCUCGAAUGCCUCAAAUACGGAGCAGACCUGGUAUACACCGAAGAGACCAUUGACCAUAAGCUCCUCAACUCCGUUCGGAAGAUAAACGAGGACUUCUCCACGAUAGACUUUGUCCACAAAGGGGAGAAGACGUGCGUUUUCUCAACCUGCCUUGAGGAGAGAGGCAAAGUGGUGAUGCAACUCGGGACCUCGGACGCCACCCGAGCUCUCAGAGCUGCCGCACUGGUCGCGCAGGACGUGGCUGCAAUCGACGUCAACAUGGGCUGCCCGAAGAGCUUCUCAAUAAACGGCGGCAUGGGGGCUGCUCUGCUGAAGACCCCCCUGAUCGCAACCGACAUUUUAAAGACGCUUCGGCGAAACCUGGACAUCCCUGUGACGUGCAAAAUUCGGCUGCUUGAUACGAUUCACAAGACCAUCGACUUCGCGCGAAUGUGCGAGAAUUGUGGCGUUGAAGCCAUUGCGAUUCAUGCACGGGAGACUCAUGAGCGACCAUCACACCGCGCACACUGGGACAUCUUUCCGGCUCUCAAGUCCUCGCUGUCUAUCCCUGUGAUUGCAAACGGCGAUUUUCUCACACAUAGAGAUGUCGAUGUGUUUCAGGAGAAGAUCGGAGCGGACAGCAUCAUGUUUGCGCGAGGAGCAAUGUGGGACCCUAGCAUCUUUUCGUGGAAGAAAGUGGAGUCAGGGGACGCGACCGCGGACCUUCUUUCUGGGCCCCCAACUGCGCCAGCCUGCGGAGCCGAGACACUGUCGCUUUCUUCCACAUCGGACUUGCCACUGGUUCAAAUGGCGGAACCGCGUCAGCCUGCUUCGUCUCCUUCCAGCGAGUUGAGCCGAGUCAAGGUCAUGAGGAGCUAUAUCAAGCGAGCGGUGGUUUGCGGGGCGCCUUACCAGGCCAUCAAGUUCUGUCUUCAGAACAUGGCAGCUCAGAGCAGCAGCGACCGACAGGUGAACCAGGCUAUCACCUCGAGCAAGUCCACGCGGGAGCUAUGCAAGGCACUCGACCUGGAUCUUUUCUACGAGACCUUGGCGCCCAAGUUGCCGCCCCACGCAAACACUUUGAACUACCAUAAAAUGCGGAGCCUGCCUGAGGUCGCGUCGCCCGAGGAGCUCGACAGGCCUCUCACUUUCUCGUCUUUUCUCGCGUGA